CUUGCAGUCACUUUGCGAGGAGGAGCGCGCGGGCUGCGGGCGGCUGGGGCAGCCGGGAGCGGCGGCGGGCUAGCAGAGGCGGCCGUGGCAGCGGAAGGUUCUCUCUCCGGGGCUGGACUUAAUAACUUUGGAACUGUCCGCCGGUGUCACGUCCUGAACAUGAGCCUCCUCCUCUCCUUCUACCUGCUCGGGUUGCUUGUCAGUAGCGGGCAAGCUCUUCUUCAAGUGACAAUUUCACUUAGCAAAGUAGAGCUUAGUGUGGGUGAAUCUAAAUUCUUCACAUGUACAGCCAUUGGUGAGCCUGAGAGUAUAGAUUGGUAUAAUCCUCAAGGAGAGAAGAUCAUUUCCACGCAGAGGGUGAUGGUCCAGAAGGAAGGUGUCAGGUCACGGCUAACCAUUUAUAAUGCAAACAUAGAAGAUGCAGGGAUUUAUCGCUGCCAAGCGACAGAUGACAAAGGACAGACACAAGAAGCCACGGUAGUUCUGGAAAUUUACCAGAAACUCACCUUCAGAGAAGUGGUAUCCCCUCAAGAGUUCAAGCAAGGGGAGGACGCAGAAGUGGUCUGCAGAGUUAGCAGCUCACCUGCACCUGCUGUCAGCUGGUUGUAUCACAAUGAGGAAGUCACCACCAUUCCCGACAAUCGGUUUGCUGUGCUUGCAAACAAUAACUUGCAGAUUCUCAACAUCAAUAAAAGUGAUGAAGGUAUAUACAGAUGUGAAGGAAGAGUGGAGGCAAGGGGAGAGAUUGACUUCCGGGAUAUCAUUGUUAUUGUCAAUGUUCCACCAGUCAUUGUGAUGCCCCAGAAGUCCUUCAAUGCUACCGCAGAGAGAGGAGAGGAGAUGACAUUAACGUGCAGGGCCUCAGGCUCUCCAGAUCCUACCAUCUCUUGGUUUCGGAAUGGAAAGCUCAUUGAAGAAAAUGAAAAAUACAUUUUAAAGGGCAGUAAUACAGAGCUCACGGUCAGAAAUAUAAUUAAUAAAGAUGGUGGCUCUUAUGUCUGCAAAGCUACAAACAAGGCAGGAGAAGAUGAAAAGCAGGCCUUCCUUCAAGUCUUUGUACAGCCGCAUAUAUUACAACUUCAGAAUGAGACGACAUCUGAGCAUGGCCAUGUCACACUCAUCUGUGAGGCAGAAGGCGAGCCCAUUCCAGAAAUCACCUGGAAAAGAGCAGUGGAUGGCGCCACAUUUUCUGAAGGUGAUAAGAGCUCAGAUGGCCGAAUCGAAGUCAAAGGGCAGCGGGGACAUUCGUCACUGCACAUCAGAGAUGUGAAGUUAUCAGAUUCAGGGAGAUAUGAUUGUGAGGCUGCAAGUAGGAUCGGUGGGCACCAGAGAAGCAUGCACCUUGACAUUGAAUAUGCUCCUAAGUUUGUUUCAAAUCAGACAAUGUACUACUCUUGGGAAGGAAAUCCAAUCAAUAUAAGUUGCGAUGUGACAUCAAAUCCACCUGCAUCAAUCCAUUGGAGAAGAGAGAAAUUGGUCUUACCAGCUAAAAAUACCACUCAUUUAAAGACGUACAGUGUUGGGAGAAAGAUGAUACUAGAGAUUGCCCCUACAUCAGAAAAUGACUUUGGACGAUAUAACUGCACUGCUACUAACCGUAUAGGAACAAGGUUCCAGGAGUAUAUUCUUGAGUUAGCAGAUGUGCCCUCUAGUCCUCAUGGAGUGAAGAUCGUAGACCUGUCUCAGACUACAGCCAAGAUCUUGUUCAACAAACCUGACUCCCACGGAGGUGUGCCUAUUCAUCACUAUCAAGUGGAUGUCAAAGAAGUGGCAUCAGAAACCUGGAAAAUAGUACGCUCCCAUGGAGUUCAAACAAUGGUUGUUUUGAGCAGCCUGGAACCAAAUACAACUUAUGAAAUCAGGGUUGCAGCAGUAAAUGGAAAAGGGCAAGGGGACUACAGUAAAACAGAAAUAUUCCAGACACUGCCAGUCCGUGAGCCAAGUCCUCCUUCCAUACAUGGACAGCCAAGCAGUGGGAAGAGUUUUAAAAUCAGCAUCACAAAACAGGAUGAUGGAGGGGCUCCUAUUUUAGAAUACAUUGUGAAAUACAGAAGUAAAGAUAAGGAAGACCAGUGGCUGGAGAAGAAGGUGCAGGGGAAUAAAGACCACAUUAUUCUGGAACAUCUGCAGUGGACGAUGGGCUACGAAGUGCAAAUCACAGCUGCCAACAGAUUGGGGUAUUCUGAGCCCACUGUAUAUGAGUUCAGCAUGCCCCCAAAGCCCAACAUUAUUAAAGACACACUUUUUAAUGGUCUUGGGCUAGGAGCCAUUAUUGGCCUUGGAGUCGCUGCCCUGUUGCUAAUCCUUGUGAUAACAGAUGUCAGCUGCUUCUUCAUUCGACAAUGUGGGUUACUAAUGUGCAUUACCAGGAGAAUGUGUGGGAAGAAAAGUGGCUCCAGUGGAAAAAGUAAAGAACUUGAAGAAGGAAAGGCGGCAUACCUGAAAGAUGGGUCAAAAGAACCAAUAGUGGAAAUGAGAACAGAGGAUGAAAGAAUCACUAAUCAUGAAGAUGGGAGUCCAGUGAAUGAGCCAAACGAAACCACACCAUUAACAGAACCUGAAAAAUUGCCUUUAAAAGAAGACAAUGGAAAAGAAGUCCUAAAUGCAGAAACUAUAGAAAUUAAAGUGUCUAAUGACAUCAUCCAGUCGAAAGAAGAUGACAGCAAAGCAUGACCACAAGUUUCAGCAGCUUGGUUAGCACCACAAAGAGCAAUUGGAUUGCCAUGGCACUUUGACCAAAACUAUUCCAUUGACCUUAAUUUCUUGGGAAAUGUCUAGCUUGGAAUAGCUUGUACACAUAUAUACAUAUGAUCAACUCCUCCUGUCACAGUUCAUUUCCUUCUGUUAUUGCUGUUGUGGUUGUUUGUUUUGUUAAGUAUUUCAGUAUGAAGUCUUGAUUGGCACCACUUUUGGGUAUCAGUUUGAUUCUCUGACUGAAGUAUUACAAUUUAUUAUAUGGCAAAAGGGCUUUUCUUUUAAAAAUUUUGCUUCAUGUAAUACCAACAGAUGUAUUUCAGCUCUCAAAAAUAUCAGGUUGUGAUAGAAGGUAGAGCAAAAUUGUUCUGAGCUAAAUGUGUACAAAAGCCCUGCAUGUUUAUAAAUCUUAUCUUGGGCAAACACUCUAUUAAAAUGGUUUUCAGAUUAAGAUGAAGGCACAUAACAAAGGUUGUACUUUUUAUCAAGAAAAUUUCAGGGAACCCAGGCUGGAAGGAGCCAGUCAUUUAUCUUUUGAAGAUAUUAGAAAUUGAAAAAAUGUUAGAGAACUCAUUUUAACUUAUGACUACAUUGCAUUUUUGACAUUGAUCUUGAAUACAGUGAUACCAGGUCUAAACUGUUAGACAUCUGAAAGAAGAUUAGUUGUUUGUAAAAUUAGAUUAGAGAAAUUCCCUAAAUCUCUUUUUAUGUAUACCAUAUUCACUCACAGUGGAUUACACAAAAAGUAAAUGUAUUACAAGUAAAAAUGGUAUUGAUUUCUGCCCUCAGCUUCAAAUAAAGUGAAUUUAAAUGGGAAAAUAUCAAUAUGCUUUCUUGAUAUAUUUAUAAAUACAUGAUUAUUUUUAUUUAUAUAUAAUUUAUCAAAAAUAAAGUUGUUUUUAAGUACUUCGAGUCAUAUUAGAUAUGUUUUGGUAUAUAGAUUUAGGUGGUCAUUAUUAUUAUUAUUAUUAUGUGUCCCUCUUUAAAUGAAAGUGGCUAAUGACAUUGAAAGUAUAUAUUAGAGUUAAUUAAUUAAACAUUCAAAUGUUCCAAGAGGAUUGAAGAACUGAAAUGCUACUAUUGACUUAUUUUCAAAUAGUGCAUUUUAAAAUCCAUUUUACAACAAUUUUAAGGUAUUUAAUAAACAGCUACAGUUAAAACAAUGAUUUAACUAUUCUAUAUAGUCUUUGUAACAUUAUUUCUUACAGACUACAUAGAAAUAUGAUAGUUACUAACUUACAAGCUAUGCAAACUCCCUGAGGUCAAAGUAUGAACUAUGAUUUAACGUAUGUGAAAGGAAAAAAAAAACAUUUGUAGCUAUCAAUAUACAUAGGUGGGGAGCAGGGUUAAAUGAUUUCUUAAGUCAGAGUUCCUAAAUCUACUGUAGUCUCCCUCUUACUCACAGACUUUAGUGUUCUGAUACCAAGUGAAUAGCUCCAAUAUUGGUGCAUUUGAGACCACAUUCUCAUAGUUCAUUGGAUGAAUAUUUUUAACACUGAAGAUGGCCCUGCUCUUAUACUAUGAGGUAAUUUCAUGAAAAUUAGAUACAACAUUAGUGCCACUCUGGAAUGCUUCUCUUGGUAAAGUGCUUAAACUUGCCAUGAAAGGGGAGAUAAAUGUUUUAUUGUAUCUUUUACCUCACUUGCUGACUGUCAGCUAGACCAACUGUGCCCAACUGCAUGGAAAGAUGCUUUAAUCUUCACAGUGCUUUGUGGGAAAUUAUGGGUAAUUGCAGGGGUCUCUCCUUGAUGCUCAUCCUGGCAUAUUCUGAAGAGAGAGAGAGAAAGACAGAGAGGGAAAAAACCCAAAACAGAAAUCUGUGCCUAAUUAAGAAUCUGAAGGGUGUCUAUCUAAAAUAAGCAAACAAACCAGUUUAACCCUUUUCAAACUUGCUUACCAAACAUAUUCUUGAUAGAUUUGUCAAGGAUGUUGACCUUAUGUUUGUUAGGUCAUUUUAGGUUCAUUUUUUAAGGUGUACUUCUUUCUGCUUUUUUUACUUUGUACCAAAUGUACUAAAAUUAGUCAAAAUACUUGAAUUUAUUUGUUUGUGUAAAGUGAGCAGGCUUAGUAGUGGUGUCUAUGAAGCAAUAGCCAUGAACACUGAUUUUUCCUGAAUAAAAAGACAUGGUUUUAAACUAAUGAUAUAAAAUAAUUUGUAUGACUGGUAAAGCAAUUUAGCAUGUUUCGAAUUGUCAUAUUUGUGCUAUAACACGAGAACAGAGAAAUAAGAAGAGAAAAAUAUUUUUGUGUUUUCUCAAUUUGAAGCUUUAAUUUUAUCAUGUCUUCAGUUUUUCUAUGUAAAAAAAUAAUCAAAUUUAUACACAUAGUCUUAAAUCUUUUGUCAUCGUAUGGAACCAUUGGAUAACUUUGGAUGGAGUCCAUGGAUGCUUUCAGGUGUUUCAGAGAUGCUGAAUCUGUGGUGUCUUAGAAAUCGAUGCUCUGCAGACAACAUAUUGAUGUGGUAAACGUUUUAAAUUUCAAAGAAAUUCUCCUAAUCACACAGUUUAAAGUAAAGUUACCAAAUGAGAAUGUCAUAUAGUGAAUUCUCAAUUUAUAAGUAAGCCUGAAAUGAUUUUUAUUAUUUUUUAAUUCUAUUUUAGUCUAAAUGAAUUUAUGUAACUUUUACUAUCUGAAAGUCCACUUCCAUGUUAUAACAAAAUGUUCACUGGACAAAAUUUAAGUAUUGUUAAGGUAAUCUGAACCUUACACCAAUUUUAAAAAGGUGCAAAUGUAUGGUUAGGAGCUGAUAAAUUGACAAUCUAUAUUUGACAGCCCAUGAGAGAAAAAUUUAAUAUUUGAAUUUUAAUACGUGUUGUAUUUUUAAAAUUGACACAAAUAUGUCAAAAUAAUUUACAGUGAUGUUUGAAUACAUUAAAAUUGUGAUCUCAAGAGGUUAAUUUAUCAUUUUGUGGAAAAGAUAUAUUACUGUUCUAUUUAUACUAAUGUCUAAUAUUAGCAAUCUUUAAAACUUUUAUUUUUUUCAUCUUAAUACCUAUAUCAUCAUUUCAAAAGGGUUUUGACCCAACAAACAUCAUAUAAAUCUUAGACUUUGUGUUAAGCAUCUAUAUAAAUAAAAUAGAUACUAGUAAUCAAAUGAAUUAUGUUACAGCAAUUAUUUGUAUAUUAAAAUCAUCUCUUUAUUUUGAAUAAUUAACAGGUAUUUGUGCCUUUAUAUUAGCAUGACAUUACUUUAAAGAAAAACUACAACUACUGUAUGUGUUUUGAUCAUGCAAAUGACACUAAAGCUGGAUUUUUUUUUACAAUUAAUUAAUAAACUUUAUUGUAACCUCUUUCCCUUACCCACAGUAUAUAUACACUCAAAUUUAUUUUUAUUUAUAAUAAAAAAUACUUUAGUCCAUCCAUAAGAUACUUAAUUGGUUCUGUAUUGUUCUCUAAAUGAUAAGUCUGUAUUGGGAAAAUUGUGAUGCUAGCUCUAAGAAAUACAACAGAUGCUAUUUACAACCAGGGCAGUUACUGUGGGGUCACUUAAGUCUUCACUGUUUUGUGGAGAUCAUCAUCAUCCAUGUGAUGGCAAGAUAAACAAAUAUCAAAAUAUCUAUAAUUGAAAUGGUAAGAGAAGUUUACAUUUUUAAUUUAAAAAUAUUGGUGAUGCAUAUAAUAGCUAUUUAAAAUUACAUUAUUUUUCACAGAAAAUGAUGUAAAUGCUUAGUUUGAUUUUUCUCAUGGAAAAUUUAGAGGGACUGUUUCUUUUCAAAACAUUUCAUUAAAUCUGAAAUCAUUUUACAAUGAGAAUUUUCUUAUAUAUCUCCAAUUUCCACUUAUUAACCCUUUGGAAUAGUCUGUCUAAAACUGAAAUAGCAUAUAGGUAGAAUUUCAUAUGCUAAACUUAAAUAGUGUUUGGUUAAAAAUAAAAAUUUAAUCACAGAAGUUAAAUUAUUAAAGAUAAUAUUAUAUAUAAAUAUAGUCUUAAUAAUAUUCUAAUAUGAAACAACUGUUUGUAUAAAAGAAAAUAUUAUAAAAGGCCUAGCAAUAGUAAGUGCUGAGUACAUGUAAUUUUCUUCCAGGCUUCACUCUUUUUUUAUUUAAAUUUUGUUCACUCAUGUGAUGGAGGUACUUAUCAACACUA
Molecule: messenger RNA, 6781 nt
Organism: Arvicola amphibius (Eurasian water vole)
Lineage: Eukaryota; Metazoa; Chordata; Mammalia; Rodentia; Cricetidae
Gene: Ncam2
Product: neural cell adhesion molecule 2
Exons: 18
Coding region: 160-2673 (837 amino acids)
Biological process (GO): cell adhesion
Cellular component (GO): membrane
Molecular function (GO): protein binding
Source: RefSeq, a predicted model, not a curated record